GUCUUUCCUACACUCACAUCCCUUCUUCAACAUUUUACAAAUAUGGAAUACCAACUCAAAAAGCAGCCUAAAGGGGUCUCACCCGACAAACAAAGCAAUUUCAAAGAGAGAAGCAAAACCAAUAAUUGCAAAAGCAAGUUUGUUGGGGUCAGACAAAGGCCUUCCGGGAAAUGGGUAGCAGAGAUCAAAGACACUAAACACAAGAUUAGAAUGUGGCUUGGAACCUUCGAUACAGGAGAGGAGGCUGCUCGAGCUUACGAUGAAGCUGCUUGCUUGCUUCGUGGUUCCAACACUCGAACUAACUUCACCACUCACUUCCUUACAAACUCUCAUAUCUCAAUGAAAAUUAGAAAUCUCCUCAAUCAAAAAAAGAGUUUGAAACAAAACUGCCCUGCAAAUACCACCUCAAAAACCACCAUCAAAGCAAGCACUAUGGUUAGUAUCAAUAGCAGCAGCGAAAAUUUUCUAUUCAAUAGUAGUAGUGAUAGUUUUCAAUCUGGUAAUAGCAAUCUCGAUUCACUAUGCAAUGGUGUGAAGCAAGAAAAUUACCAGAUGUUUGAUGAUGUAUACAGACCAGGCAUGAGCGGCUGCGCUGGGGGACUUGAGCUGGCAGUUUCAACUCAAUUCUAUUAUUCUUCAUGGCCAUUCCCAACUGGCUUUGAUCAGCUUCCAUUGAUGCAAGAAGGGAUGGAGUUGCCAAAAAAUGUUGGUCUGUUGCCUGAUGCAGUUCAUGAGUUGGAACUAGCUGAAUUUGAAAGAAUGAAGGUAGAAAGGCAGGUAUCAGCAUCACUUUAUGCGAUGACUGGAGUAAAUGAGUACUUGAUGAAUGCUAAUUAUGAUCCCAGUGAAAUUCCGUGGGAUCUUCCCACUCUGAGCCACCUCUUCUAUCCUAGUUGAUCCUCUCUUUCUCUCUCUCUCUCUCUCUCUCUCUGAUAUUUGAUGCAGGGUGGUAGAGAACGGUAGACUGCUAUUUUCGACGAAUUAAUGAACGCUUUUAAUGAAGCUAUAAGGAAACUGAUAAGAAUUCUUAUAAGAAUACUUUGUUUCAUGCUUGUGAAAUUAACUUUAUGGUUUGAAUCACUAAA
Hevea brasiliensis (rubber tree) is the source of this 1085-nucleotide messenger RNA. RefSeq names its product ethylene-responsive transcription factor ERN1-like. Gene Ontology annotation, molecular function: DNA binding; DNA-binding transcription factor activity. Bases 43 to 897 code for a protein of 284 amino acids. The transcript has a single exon. NCBI's taxonomy places the organism in Eukaryota, Viridiplantae, Streptophyta, Magnoliopsida, Malpighiales, Euphorbiaceae. Gene Ontology annotation, biological process: regulation of DNA-templated transcription. The record is from RefSeq and is a predicted model, not a curated record.